Molecule: messenger RNA, 1515 nt
Organism: Entamoeba dispar SAW760
Lineage: Eukaryota; Evosea; Mastigamoebida; Endamoebidae
Product: importin subunit alpha-2, putative
Exons: 1
Coding region: 1-1515 (504 amino acids)
Biological process (GO): NLS-bearing protein import into nucleus
Cellular component (GO): nucleus
Molecular function (GO): nuclear import signal receptor activity
Source: RefSeq, a predicted model, not a curated record
AUGUCUAACUUACGAGCAGAUUUUAGGAAUGAAACUGUCAGAGAAAAACAACAAAUAUUAUCUCAAUUAAGACAAAGUAGAAGAGAGGCUUGUUUAGCUAAAAGGCGUACUUCAGUUAGUGAAGAAAGUGAAGAAGAGGUAAUUCAAGGAGGUCAACGAAAAUUUGUAUAUAUGCCACGAACUUUAGAAGAAGAAGAAAUUACGCCAACAGCAAUUCGUAAACCAAUUGAUGAAUUAAAUAAUUUUAUUAAAAGAUUAAGAGAAGCAACAGAUGAUCAGGAGUUAUUUAAUGUAUUAUCAGAGAUUCAAACCUUUGUACAGAAUGGUGCUAAUUCACAAUCAAUAUUAAUUAAAUUAAGUGGAUUAUUAAAUGAAAUCAUUUCUCAAAUACUAAACCCUGAGCCACAAAUUGCAAUACUAGCACUUGAAAUAUUAAAUUCUCUAGCAACUGCUUCUAGUCAAAAUGUUGAUGAUCUUAUUGAUGAACAAAUUAUAAAUAUAUCUGCACAGGGGCUAUGUUCAAAUGAUGUACGUGUUCAAAGAAUGAUUAUUCAUUUAUUAGCCAAUAUAGCAGGAGAUUCAGCAAAAACAAGAGACCUAUUAUUAGCAAAUGCUAUUGUUCGGGUAAUUUUACAAAUGGUUCAAUUUUAUAAACACUCAAUCCCAAUGCAAAUUGAUUUAAUGUUUUUAAUUAGUAAUUUAUGUAGAAAUGAACCAUUUGUUGAUUUUGAAUCAAUUAGACCAUUAAUACCAAUCAUUCAAUCAAAUACAAAUAGUAUAGCAAAUAGUGUUUGUGUUGAUGCGAUGUACUCAAUAUCUUUCUUAGCACAAAACCCUGAAAAUUCAGAUUUUAUAAUUCAAAAUGGAUUAUGUGAUGUUGCACUUCAAAUAAUUGAUUCAUCAAAACACGAAUGUCUACCACCAUCAUUAGAAACUAUCAGUUGUCUUAUUCAACAUGGAGAUCAGUAUGCAACAUAUAUUUUUAAUAAAGGGUUCAUUUUAAAAGUAAAACAUUUACUUAAAUCUAAUUUCACAGAUAGUACAGUUAUUCAUAUAGUUUUUGUAUUAUCAAAUCUUGCUAAUACACCAAACCAAUCAAUUAUUAAGAGUAUUAUUAAUGAUGUUCUUUUCUCUAUUGUUACCUUAUAUUUAGAAUCUACAUCUUUUAACCUUAAAACAGCAGUUUCAUGGUUAUUUGUUAAUAUUAUACUAUAUUCUGAAGAUGACAAUAUUGGUAAUUUAUUAACUAGUAGUGAUUUCUUUGAAACUUAUGUUAGUAUGUAUGAUGCUAAUGAUGAACAAUUACUUCUUUUAUUAUUGAAAACAACAUUAAAAUUAUGUAAUUUUGAUUAUCGUACAAACAGAACAUUAAAUGUAGUUGAUCAAUUAUUAGAAAAUGAUAUUGAUUCUCAAAUAUCAGCAUUAAUAUCAUUAAGUAAUAUAUCAGAAGAAGUUGUUAAGUAUGCGAAUCUUGUUCAAGGAGCAAUACGCUCAGCUGAUGCAUUUGAUGCUUAA